ACAUUCCAGUCAUCCCAGCAGAGGCCCCAGAAUUUGCCAGGCAAAGAAGAGGCAUGCCAGACAGAGAAGACAGCAUGUACAAAGGCACAGAGUCACGAAGCAGUAGGCUGUGUGCAAAAGACUAACUAAAAAGCACUUCUGUAUUAAGGAGGGGUCAAGUUUGAGAGGUGGUAUAGACAUAGUGUCUUGGAGAGGUAGACAGGGACUAAGUCACAGAGACAGUGUAUGCUUUGUUUUCAUUCUUCCUGAGGGUCAGUAGGUACAUUUUAAGUACGAGAGAGACAUGGUCAGUUUGCAGUUUAGAAAGAUCACUUUGGUGACAGAAUAAAAGAUGGAUUAGAGAGGUGAAAGGUGGCAGUUAGAUGCCAGGAGGCUAUGGCAAUAGCAGUGGUAAGGAGGGGAAAUAAAUGGGAAAUAUUAAGGAGGUAAAAUCAGUAAGACAUAGGGAUGGAUUGAAUGUCAAGUGUGAGGGGAAAGAGGCACCUAGAAUUCCCUGGUUUCAGGCUAGGGCAGAAGUGGUAUCAGUCACUCAGACAGGAAAUACAGGCAGAAGAAUGAGGCCUUUGUUUUGUUGCUUUGGAGGGGGUGGGUUUAGUUGAGUUUUGAGCAUGUCGAUUUUGAGGUACUUGUCAAACAUCCAUGUAAAGACGUUUGGCUGGCUGCAGGCUAGGGUUUUAAAUGUAGGAGUCCUAAUGAUAUAUGUGGUAUUACAAGAAGAACACAUGUAAGAGUGAAGUAUAUUAAGAACGCAGCUUCUGGAGUCAGUUCAGCUGGAUAAAAAUCUCAGCUCUGCUGCUUAUUAGCCACUGCCGCUGUAGGCAAAUCCCAUAUCUACAGAAAUGGGGUAAAUAUAGACGAGGUCGUUGUGAGAAUUAAAUGAGAUGGGUGUUUCGCAUAGUACCUGACAGUUAUAAGUUCUCAAUAAAUGGUACCUAUCGUCACCAAAUGGCCAAGAGAUAACAGAGAAGUGGACUAAAAACAUGGAGGCAAAGUACAAACUCCUGACAAGUCAGGUGCACACUCAGCCCUCAAUGUACUUAGUCUAGUAAACUCCCCGGCACAGGGACUAUGUUUUACUCACUGCUGUGCCCUCAGCACCCAGCACAGUGUCUGGUGUAGAGAAAUGUUGGCUGAAUGGAUGAGAAUAUAGAAAGAAGGAACUAGGAGAAAGCAAGAAAGGAGGGGAGGGGGAAAUGAAGAGCCUAAGGCAGGAAAGAGGAAGACAAGGGAGGAAUAUUCUUGAAGAAACCAAAGUAUCCUAAGUGGGACCUGGGGGGUGGUAUGCCUAGGGAAGAGCGGGGGUAGGUUACAGGGUCUAUAAAAGAGAGAUAGGUAGCAAGCAAGGCCUCUGGCCCUAGUACCAACUAUACAAUUGCUCCUGGACAUGGGUUGAACGGAAUCAUAGCUCGUUGGGGGCCAGGAAAAAUGAAAGGAAUUACAGGUAGCUUUACCCACUCACAGGAGCCUUGGUGGCACAGUAGUUAAAGCGCUUGGUUGCUAACCUAAAGGUCAGUGGUUCAAAUCCACCAGCUGCUUUGCAGGAGUGUGCUUUGGUAAAGAUUACAGCCUUGGAAACCCUAAGGGGCAGUUCUACUCUGCCCUAUAGGGUUGCUAUGAGUUGGAAUCGGCCUGAAGGCAGUGGAUUUCAUUUGGUUUGGUGCGCACUGACAAAACUUGACUCAUUCUGGUUUGGUUUAAACGAGAGAUGUUGGUUUUAGAGAAAUGAAAUCUAGAGUGUGGCCUCUUACUAAUGGCCUUUGGGGCCACUUUCCCCAGCUUGGGCACUUAAGCCUCCAGGCCAGGGUCCCGCGCAUGCGCGGAGCGCCCCGGGCCCAAGGGAGGCUGCGCGAGCGAACACCGCUCCCCCUCCCCUCGCCUAGAGUGACGACCUUUGGAGGCGACGCCGGUUGAGGGUGUCGACCGUUGAAGACCCCCCGACGCUCCGGCCUGUAUUACGACAUAGUGAGGGGCGUGGCCUCCCGGACAUUCUACCCUGGCCACCCCGGCCUGGCGGCUCAGACUUGGUCAGGCCUUGGAGCGGUAAAGGUGUGGGUGAGGAGGUGAAACGUGGGCAGCCAGCGACCCCAGCCCCCGGCCCCCGGGGGCUGACGGGUGGCCAUGGAGCUGUACCUCAGCAACAGCAAAAAGGCUGCUGAAGCUGCCGCCAGUAAGGCGGCUGCCAGCAGCCUGAAGGUCGAAAAAGAGCAAUGCAGCACCGGCUUGCAAAAGAAACCCAUUCCAGAGAUCGGAGCGGCUAAUUUAUUGGAUCUGCCUCUUGGAGUCAAGUUACCUGUAAUUCCAGGAAGCACUAAUGUAUUCUAUACGACAGAUUUAAACGAAAAGCUUUAUCAACCUUCUUAUGAUUUUAACCUGACUGAUCCUUACUGUCGACUUUUGGAGACGAGCUAUCAAAGUCUGCACGAUCCACAUUUAAAAUCAUAUCAUAGGAGAAAAGAUAUUUUGAGGCACUUAAAGGAAGGCGGCUACAUAACGAGGGAUAAUAAAGUUGUAUGUACCGUAAAGGAACUAAAUAAGUAUAGGCAGUACCUAACAAGUUUGAAAUUGGACUUUGAAAGAAACUAUAUAAGAGAGCAAAAAAUGAUUGAAAAACAAAUAAAUACAUUGUACGAGAGCAGGAGAGCCCUUAAAUGUCCUAACAUUGCACAGUUCCAAGAAUGGCUAUUUGACAAAGACUCACCAAUAACUCCAGAGCAAGACCAGCUGCUGAAGUACCGAUAUUUAGAUAUGAUUAGGAAGGAAUUAGACAAAGAUAAAUGUACAGCAGACAAACAGAGCACAUUACAGAAGACAGAAGAAGAGAGACGACACCGGGACCACAUAAGAAGAAACCUUAGUCUCCGUGAACAGAUUGAAGAGGAAUGGAAGACAAAAGAAAUGUUACUUCUGACAAAGAUUGGGGAAGAAGUAAAAAGAGAAGCUCGAAUUGAGGAACAACGUCAGAAACGCCGAGAAGAAAUCGAUCGGAAGAAACAGGCUCUUAUAGAGAAAAAGGUUGCUUAUCAUCUGCAAAAAAUACAAAAGAAUGGCUCUAAGAGAGAAGUACCAGAAGACAGUCCAACUGAAAACAAAGGAGAAGAUGGAGCAGAAGCUUCUUUUCCAAAGAUAAAGAGAACGAGUUUCGCUGCUGAUACCAUUGACCAGAGUACACAUCAUGGAGAAAAACGGGCAGUUCACCAUUCUCAAGAUGGUCCAAAGACUGUUCUCAAAAAAUCACCAGCAUUAAUUCCUCAACGCGUUCACGGUAACAGAACAGAACCAAAGGAACUACAAAUACAAAAACAGCACCAACUUCACCUGUUUCUCCUAAAAAAAGUGUCCUCAGACAUUCUAUACAUGAAAUUCCUAAACAGGAGUUGACACGUGCUGAAGCACAUGAAAAAAGGGCCAAGAAACUAAGUUCCUCCUACGAACCAGCUAAAGAAGCUGUUCCUGCUCAUAAUUCACCAACAAAAGAACCAAGUUGUGGUCACCAUUGCUGUCAAGAAAAAGUAACUUCUGAAGAACUGAACAGUAUCACCCAAAAUGUAAUGAUGUGGGUUGUGGCAUCAGUAACCAGCAUAUUAUACCCAGCCAUCACAAAAUAUGAAGAAAGAUUACGAAAUAGCACACGUCCGGUGUCUGAUGAGUCACUUCUGUCUUCAGACAGUUGUACUUUCUGCAGCACAUGUACUGAAACACCUACAUGUGAACACUACACCUCUACAACUGCAAAGACAUUUCAGGCAGAGCCCUGUGCAAAC
Molecule: messenger RNA, 3761 nt
Organism: Loxodonta africana (African savanna elephant)
Lineage: Eukaryota; Metazoa; Chordata; Mammalia; Proboscidea; Elephantidae
Product: fibrous sheath-interacting protein 2-like
Exons: 15
Coding region: 2119-3378 (419 amino acids)
Source: RefSeq, a predicted model, not a curated record